ACUGAGACGAAAGAAGGUAAGCCGAAACAAAAGAAAAUCAUAAAGCGUAUUAUUAAGAAACGGGUAGGGCCUAAAGUUGAAACAACACAAAUCACUACUGAGCAAGAAGACGACAAACAACCAGUCGUUUCAAUUCAAACCACAGAGGAACUCAUAGAUGACACGACUACACCGCUCUCAGAAAUCACUCCAGACACUGCUCAGGUCGUUGAAGAAACCCCUGAGAAAGUACACAUUACACAAGUCAAAACUGAAACCGGCGAUGUCCAAACCGUUAAAACCACUAAGCGAAUAAUCAAAAAGAGAAAAGGACCUAAGGAAGAAGUCACCGAAAUCACUACAGUCCAAAAAGACGACGAGGCCCCUGUUACAAGUGUUACUGUAGUAGAAGAAACUACCCCCGAAGAGAGCAAGCCGGAAGAAGUUAUUGAGUUGCCUGAAGAGGUAACAGUUGAGGAAACUAAGACGAAAGAAGGUAAGCCAAAACAAAAGAAAAUCACAAAGCGCAUUAUUAAAAAGCGGAAAGGACCUAAAGUCGAAACUACACAAAUUACUACUGAGCAAGAAGACGAAAAACAACCAGUCGUUUCAAUUCAAACCACAGAGGAACUCAUAGAUGACACGACUACACCGCUCUCAGAAAUCACUCCAGACACUGCUCAGGUCGUUGAAGAAACCCCUGAGAAAGUACACAUUACACAAGUCAAAACUGAAACCGGCGAUGUCCAAACCGUUAAAACCACUAAGCGAAUAAUCAAAAAGAGAAAAGGACCUAAGAAAGAAGUCACCGAAAUCACCACAGUCCAAAAAGACGACGAGGCCCCUGUUACAAGUGUUACUGUAGUAGAAGAAACUACCCCCGAAGAGAGCAAGCCAGAAGAAGUUGUUGAGUUGCCUGAAGAGGUGACUGUAGAGGAAACUGAGACACAUGAAGGUAAGCCAAAAAUAAAGAAAAUCACAAAGCGCAUUAUUAAAAAGCGGAAAGGACCUAAAGUCGAAACUACACAAAUUACUACUGAGCAAGAAGACGACAAACAACCAGUCGUUUCAAUUCAAACCACAGAGGAACUCGUAGAUGACACGACUACACCACUCUCAGAUAUUACACCAGACACUGCUCAGGUCGUUGAAGAAACUCCUGAGAAAGUACACAUUACACAAGUCAAAACUGAAACCGGUGAUGUCCAAACCGUUAAAACCACUAAGCGAAUAAUCAAAAAGAGAAAAGGACCUAAGGAAGAAGUCACCGAAAUCACCACAGUCCAAAAAGACGACGAGGCCCCUGUUACAAGUGUUACUGUAGUAGAAGAAACUACCCCCGAAGAGAGCAAGCCGGAAGAAGUUAUUGAGUUGCCUGAAGAGGUAACAGUUGAGGAAACUGAGACGAAAGAAGGUAAGCCGAAACAAAAGAAAAUCAUAAAGCGUAUUAUUAAGAAACGGGUAGGGCCUAAAGUUGAAACAACACAAAUCACUACUGAGCAAGAGGAUGACAAACAACCAGUCGUUUCAAUUCAAACCACAGAGGAACUCAUAGAUGACACGACUACACCGCUCUCAGACAUCACUACAGACACUGCUCAGGUCGUUGAAGAAACCCCUGAGAAAGUACACAUUACACAAGUCAAAACUGAAACCGGCGAUGUCCAAACCGUUAAAACCACUAAGCGAAUAAUCAAAAAGAGAAAAGGACCUAAGGAAGAAGUCACCGAAAUCACCACAGUCCAAAAAGACGACGAGGCCCCUGUUACAAGUGUUACUGUAGUAGAAGAAUCUACCCCUGAAGAAAGCAAGCCGGAAGAAGUUAUUGAGUUGCCUGAAGAGGUGACUGUAGAAGAAACUGAGACACAGGAAGGUAAGCCAAAACAAAAGAAAAUCACAAAGCGUAUUAUUAAGAAAAGGGUAGGACCUAAAGUCGAAACUACACAAAUCACUACUGAGCAAGAAGACGACAAACAACCAGUCGUUUCAAUUCAAACCACAGAGGAACUCAUAGAUGACACGACUACACCGCUCUCAGAAAUCACUCCAGACACUGCUCAGGUCGUUGAAGAAACUCCUGAGAAAGUACACAUUACACAAGUCAAAACCGAAACCGGCGAUGUCCAAACCGUGAAAACCACUAAGCGAAUAAUCAAAAAGAGAAAAGGACCUAAGCAAGAAGUCACCGAAAUCACCACAGUCCAAAAAGACGACGAGGCCCCUGUUACAAGUGUUACUGUAGUAGAAGAAACUACCCCCGAAGAGAGCAAGCCGGAAGAAGUUAUUGAGUUGCCUGAAGAGGUAACAGUUGAGGAAACUGAGACGAAAGAAGGUAAGCCGAAACAAAAGAAAAUCGUAAAGCGUAUUAUUAAGAAACGGGUAGGACCUAAAGUCGAAACUACACAAAUCACUACUGAGCAAGAAGACAACAAACAACCAGUCGUUUCUGUUCAAACCACAGAGGAACUCAUAGAUGACACAACUACACAACUCUCAGAUAUCACACCAGAUACUGCUCAGGUCGUUGAAGAAACCCCUGAGAAAGUACACAUUACACAAGUCAAAACCGAAACCGGCGAUUUUCAAACCAUUAAAACCACUAAGCGCAUAAUCAAAAAGAGAAAAGGACCUAAAGAAGAAGUCACCGAAAUCACCACAGUCCAAAAAGACGACGAGGCCCCUGUGACAAGUGUUACUGUAGUAGAAGAAACUACCCCCGAAGAGAGCAAGCCAGAAGAAGUUGUUGAGUUGCCUGAAGAGGUGACUGUAGAGGAAACUGAGACGAAAGAAGGUAAGCCGAAACAAAAGAAAAUCACAAAGCGAAUCAUU
Molecule: messenger RNA, 2808 nt
Organism: Bombyx mandarina (wild silkworm)
Lineage: Eukaryota; Metazoa; Arthropoda; Insecta; Lepidoptera; Bombycidae
Product: titin-like
Source: RefSeq, a predicted model, not a curated record